AUGGAGCGCGACCCAUGCUCUGAUGGCAGCGCUACCUGUGGCCCCGGCUGGAGCUGCGUCCGCAACUCCUCCAACGCGCAUGCGGGCUACGACUGCGGCUGCGGCGCGCGCUCCGGCUGGAGCCGGCUGCACGAGAGUCAGCCCAGCUGUGUCGACAUCGACGAGUGUGCGCUGCUGGUGCCAGCCUGCUUCAACGGCGGCCGCUGCCAUAACGAGGCCGGCUCCUUCAGGUGCACCUGCAGGCCAGCCUGGUCGCGCUGCCUCAGCGACUGCGGCCAGGGCGUACGCGUGCGCUCGAGAACGUGUGGGCGCCGCCAGCCCGGCUGUCUGGGCGAGGCAGAGCAGACCCGGCCGUGCCGGGCGCGCGCCGGCUGUGACCCCGACCAGACGGAGGGCGCCGAGCAGGAGGAGAAGGAGACGCAGGGAGACGACGGCCAGGCGAAGCUGAGCGCCGAGCGGCAGGGCCGACGGCGGACAACGGCCGAGGCUCGGCUGGCGGCCGAGCUCGAGCGGCGCCGCCGGCUAGAGCUGGCCGAGGCCAAGAGCGCGGCGCAGGAUCGCGCCAAGAUGUCCGAGCUGCGCCGUCGGGGAGAGGCCGCGCUCCGUAGCAUGCUGAAGGAGGCUGCCACCGAGGAGCUGCGCGCGCAGGAGGCGAGCCGCGCCAGUGCGCAGGCGGCGUACCAGGCGCAGGAGGCCAGCAAGCGACAGCAGCAGCCGACGCGGACAGAGACGCGCGUGCUCACCGAAAGCAAGACUACGGAGCUGGACCGCCAGGUCGACGUCAACGAGACGGCGCUGGAGGCGCUCGAGGACGACCGCCAGCUGCUGGAGAGCGAGCUCACUGCGUUCGAGGAUCUGGCCGCGAGGGUGGGCGCCGCCUCGCGAAACCUGGUGCAACGGGCGACCGCCUACGCCGCCUGGCUCCAUCAGCGCCAGGCCCAGGAGCGGCUGGUGGCCGAGCAGGCGGCCGCCCGCCGCCGCUACACCGCCCAGAACGAGCGGAGCGUGGCCGCGGAACGCCGGCGCGCCCAGCAGGCGCAGCUGGCCGCUGACACCAGCAUCGGCGACCAGCAGGAGCUGCUGGUGCACGCUCUGGCCGAGCCGGCGGAGCUGGACUAA
This is a messenger RNA of Pollicipes pollicipes, 1119 nucleotides long. Its product is annotated as putative abhydrolase domain-containing protein DDB_G0269086. The coding region runs from base 1 to 1119 and encodes 372 amino acids. The transcript is spliced from 8 exons. The record is from RefSeq and is a predicted model, not a curated record. Gene Ontology annotation, molecular function: calcium ion binding. NCBI's taxonomy places the organism in Eukaryota, Metazoa, Arthropoda, Thecostraca, Pollicipedomorpha, Pollicipedidae.